Phyllopteryx taeniolatus (common seadragon) is the source of this 4145-nucleotide messenger RNA. Its product is annotated as gastrula zinc finger protein XlCGF57.1-like. Gene Ontology annotation, biological process: central nervous system development; regulation of transcription by RNA polymerase II. Gene Ontology annotation, cellular component: nucleus. Gene Ontology annotation, molecular function: RNA polymerase II cis-regulatory region sequence-specific DNA binding; DNA-binding transcription factor activity, RNA polymerase II-specific. The transcript is spliced from 4 exons. The record is from RefSeq and is a predicted model, not a curated record. NCBI's taxonomy places the organism in Eukaryota, Metazoa, Chordata, Actinopteri, Syngnathiformes, Syngnathidae. The coding region runs from base 773 to 2452 and encodes 559 amino acids.
UUCAUAUCUAUGGACGACACUCGUCUCAGUGGCAACCACACGCGCGUCCAUGUGCUGCACUAAAAAAUGUCCUGAAUUUGUAGUGAACGUGCCGAAUCCUCGUCACGAACUGUCUCAGCAGCUCCGGUGGCAGGCCGUGUUUUCUCAGAAGCCGCAGGAAGUACAUCCUCUGCUGGGCCUUUUUGAGGACGGAGUUGAUGUCGGUCGCCCACUUCAGGUCCUGAGAGAUUGUAAUUCCCAGGAACUUGAAGGUCUCGACGGUUGACACAAGGCAGCUGGACAACGUGAGGGGCAGCUGUGGCGAAGGAUGCCUCCUGAAGUCCACGAUCAUCUCUACAGUCUUGAGCGUGUUCAGCUCCAGGUUGUGUUGGCCGCACCACAGCUCCAGCCGCUCCGCUUCCUGUCGAUAUGCAGACUCGUCACCGUCCUUGAUGAGGCCGAUGACAGUGGUGUCAUCUGCAAACUUCAGGAGUUUGACAGUCGGGUUCGCUGAGGUGCAGUCGUUCGUGUAGAGAGAGAAGAGCAGCGGAGAGAGGACACAACCUUGGGGCGCCCCAGUGCUGAUGCUGCGUGUGGAUGAGGUGGCCUCCCCCAGCCUGACCUGCUGUGUCCUGCCCGUCAGAAAGCUGUAAAUCCACUGGCAGAUGGCAGGUGAGACGCUGAGCUGGAGAAGCUUGGAUGAAAGGACUUCAGGGAUGAUGGUGUUGAACGCUGAGCUGAAGUCCACGAACAGGAUCCUCGCAGCGAAAAGUGUUGUGAUCGUCGUGUGAAAAUGGGUGGAAGGAGGACACCAGAGUACAAGGACGAACUUUGUGGCCCAAAAGAGGAGAAGGAGCCACAACGUCAACUACUGGACGCUGUGUUCAAUCUGCAGCCUCGAAUUGUCCUCUGCAGAGUGGACAUCAAUGAAGAUCUUCAUCCUGAGCAGCUGAAGCCAGAGUCCCCUUACAUCAAAGAGGAAGAGGAGGACGAAGAGGUUCAUCAUAUAAAAGAGGAAGAAGAGCUGGCGCGCCCUCACAUUAAAGAUGAGAAAGCAUUCUUCCACAUUAAAGAGGAAGAGCGGGAGGAAAUCAUCAAGUUUCCGUCGACUGGUGUCCCUUUGAAGAGCGAAGAUGAAGGUAAAAAUGAGGAGAGCAGAGGGCCGGAGCCUCCAAGCGGCAGCUCAAGUCAAGACAUGACAACAGAUGAUGAUGGAGACCACUGUGGAGUAUCUCAAGCAGACGGCCUCUUCGCUCCACCAUCAGAUAGUGACAUGAAGUCACACUCUCCUCACACUGAUGAUGAUGAGGAACAGUCUGAAGGUCACUCUGACAACAAACGCUCACAUUUGAAACAACACAUGAGAAAGCAAACUGGAGAAAAACGUUUUGACUGCUCAAUGUGCAGUCAAAGAUUCUCUAGGAAGGGAACCUUAAAAGGUCACACAAGAACACACACGGGUGAGAAACCUUUUGUCUGCUCAGUUUGUGGUAAAAAAUUUGCUCAAAGAAAGAAUUUGACAGCACAUACAAAAACACACACUGGGGAGAAACCUUUUUCCUGCUCAGUUUGUGGUCAGAAAUUUUCUCAAAGACAUCAUUUGACAACUCAUACAAGAACACACACUGGUGAGAAACCUUUUGCCUGCUCAGUUUGUGGUCGAAGAUUUACUCAUAGUAGUCAUUUAACAACUCACACAAGAACCCACACUGGAGAAAAACCUUUUGCCUGCUCAGUUUGUGGUCAAAGAUUCUCUGCGAAUGGAACCUUAAAAAUUCACACAAGAACACACACUGGAGAGAAACCUUUUGCCUGCUCAGUUUGCAGUCAAAGAUUUGCUCAUAGCAGUCAUUUAACAACACACACACGAACCCACACUGGAGAGAAACCGUUUGCCUGCUCAAUUUGCAGUCAACGGUUCUCUCGCAAGGGAACCCUAAAAUAUCACACAAGAACACACACGGGUAAGAAAGCUUUUUCCUGCUUAGUUUGUGGUCAAACGUUUUCUCAAAUAACCAAGUUGAUAAAACAUACAAAAACACACCCUGGGGAGAAACCGUUUGCCUGCUCCGUUUGCGGUCGAAGAUUCGCUCAAAGCAGUUAUUUAUCAACACACACAAGAACCCACACUGGAGAGAAACCUUUUGCCUGCUCAGUUUGUGGGCAAAGCUUCUCUGAGAAUGGAACCUUAAAAGUUCACACAAGAACACACACUGGCGAGAAACCUUUUGCCUGCUCAGUUUGUGGUCGAAGAUUUGCUCAUCGCAGUCAUUUAACAACACACACAAGAACCCACACAGGAGAGAAACCUUUUUCCUGCUCAGUUUGUAAUCAACGAUUCUCUCGGAAGGGAACCCUAAAAUAUCACACAAGAACACACAGAGGUCAGAAAGCUUUUUCCUGUUUAGUUUGUGGUCAAACAUUUGCUCAAAGAAUACAUUUGACAACGCACACAAGAACACACACUGGGUAAAAACCAUAUGUCUGCUCAGUUCGUAAUUAAAGAUUAUCUGAGAAGGGGUCCUGAAAAAAAAAAAAAAAUCACACAAAAAUACAUGCUGGGGGGGAGAAACCUUUUUCCUCCUCAGUAUGUGGUCAAAGAUUCUCUUGGGAGGACAGGUUUAAAUGACACAAGUGUGUUGGUGAGAAAAAGCAAUGCUCAAGGAAGAUUUCACCUUUAAUCUGAGCAGGCUUCAUGAAUUCUUGCACCAAGGCUAGAUCGGACAGCUCUAGCUCGAUCAUGUGCAAUGUCUGCAAAGACAACCAAAACAGUUCAGUUGCGAUCGAUUCAAUGUCCUGAGAAUGAAUUGACCUGAUCACAUCUGGACAAUACGUUGCCACUCCUACUAGCCACUCUGGCUGAAUGUUAUACACAGUAUGUAUAUUUAAUGGUAGUUUCUAGCAAACGGCGUCUGAUAUAAUAAACCAGGCCCAUUUAACUACUAGCCCAUUUGAAAUUUGAGAUGAGCUGCCAAACUUUCAUAUUUUACUUUUGUGUAACACGGUGAUCAUUAAAAAAAUGGCAAUACAAAAGUACAUAUGAUGACAAGUUUGUCCAAGUGGACUAGCCGUAAAUUGCUGCUUGUGCAUGUCCACAAAGGAUCUAUACUGACCCACACUAAAAUCCAAACAUCAGGAAACACACUAAACAUGAACAGACGACAGCACUACAAACGUUUGUAAACAAGACUGGCUUCAAAAUGUCUCUCUCAAAGCCAAAUAAAUGCAAAGUGGAUCUUGAAAAACCAGCAAUUCCAGACCCAGUGGGCUGACAAGUAUUUAUUUUGUAUGCCAUGUCCAACAAGCAUUAAAGCAGUGUGUUUACUGUGCAAUGAGAACAUUGAUGUGAUGAAGGAAUAUACAGUAGUGUGAAGCGGCACGACUUGUCUCAAAUUUUUUAGCUCGUGGAAUUAACGUCCAAACUGAGUCAGGUGGUAAUUGGUCGCUUUUGGUGCAGAGCAAGAUAGACCCGCGACAGCAUCCCCGCGUGUAUCAUGGAAUCUAACCAUGUACAGCCGUUGAUGAAGUGAUUGUUGACAACAAAACAAAGUAGCUUGUCACUCAAGCUAUUUAAAAAAAUGGCUCUCUCUGAAACAACAACUCUUUCCAGAGUGGAACUAAAUGCAAACGAUGUUUCAGGAAAGCUUGCGCAAGACCUGGGAAAAGCUGAAUUUCUGCAACGAGUUCAUCUCAAGCCCUAGACCUGAUGAAAGAGAAUAUUCACAUCAGCAUGAUGUUUAAUCUUGAAACUAAUGAAUGUGGCUCUGAUUUUAAAUCUACAUUCUAUAUGUACCCUCUUAACGGCUUCUUGUGAACCAGUGUUUAAAAUUAGCACUCCUGCUUAAAAAUCUGCUUUGUCCAAUGUUUUUGUGAUGUGCAUAUCAAACAAGUAAAUGAUUGCUUGAAAUAACUGUGAGCAAACUGACUCUGUUGGUAAGAUGGAAAACUGCAUUUUGUAAUGUAAUAUAUUAUGUAACUACAUCACACUGUACAGUUUAUCAUCUAUGUAUUUGUAUUUGCUUUUAUUUGGCUUUGUUUUACUGCUGUUUCUGCUCCCAUGUCAGCCUUGCAAAUGAGAAUCUGUUCCCAAUUGCUUUGCCGCAGUUGUUUGUAGAUACUGUAUAUUGCUUGUUUGCCAAUAAAGUUCUCUUUGUUCGACAAGCUUG